Paramecium sonneborni is the source of this 1216-nucleotide messenger RNA. NCBI's taxonomy places the organism in Eukaryota, Ciliophora, Oligohymenophorea, Peniculida, Parameciidae. The record is from the annotation of a GenBank genome assembly.
AUGGAUUAAAUUGAAAUAAAGGAAAUGGAUGCAAUAUAUUUCGAUAAAUAAUACGCAAGUUAUCAUCCUUCUCAUAAUGAAAUAUUGUUGAAGGACAUACACGAAUAUCAACAUUUUAAAAAUGUGAUUGCAUGCUUUUAUAAUUAUACAAAUGAUAUGAAAGUGGAGCUGUAAAGAAUUGAGACUCAUUUUAAAACACUUAAACAGGAACAAAGGAUCAACCUACUAAUGAAUUAUCAAGAAAGAAUUAAAAAAUUAGAUUAUUGUAUUAAAAAAAAUGCGCAAUUUUGUUUUUUAAUAGUUGCUGCUUAUGUGGAUAUGUUUCCAGAGAUGAAUUUGAGUCAAGUUAAAUAUAUAUCAGAUUUACCAUACUUUCAUCAUGUUUCACAUGGAGAUAUUUCAAAACUUAGAAUAACUUUAAAAUAAUUUUAUCGAGGUAUUAAAAUAAUAAUCAAUAACAGAUUGGAGCCAUUAAGGCUAAGGUGAAAGAGAUUAAUCUUAUAAACUAAUUAUUGAUUGUUUAUAAUAAUAUUAUCCAGAUGCAAGAACUAAAGAUGUGAAAUAUUAGGUACUUUUACCUGGAGCAGGCUUAGGGAGACUAGUUUUCGAAUUAGCAAGCAAAGGCUUUGCCGCUUAAGGAAAUGAGUUCUCUUAUUUUAUGCUUUUGAGUUCUCAUUUCAUCAUUAAUCUUACUCAAAAAAAAAACUAAUAUGAAUUAUAUCCAUUCGCAAAUAAUUUUUGUAAUCGAUUAAGGUAUUAUAAAAUUAACUUUAGUGAAAAUGAUUAAUUUGAAUAAGUAUAAGUUCCUGAUGUUGUUCCAGCAGAAGUUUUAACAGAAAAUGAUGAAAUGUCUUUUGUAGCAGGAGAAUUUAUUGCUGUAUAUCAUCAACCUAAAUACUAAAAUUUUUGGGAUAGUAUCAUUACUUGCUUCUUUAUUGACACAGCAAAUAAUGUAUUAGAUUAUAUAGAUGCAAUUUAUUAUAUUCUAAAACCUAAAGGAUGUUGGAUAAAUUUUGGACCUUUGGAAUAUCAUUUUGCAAACUAAUUCUCUGAAACAAGCAUAGAAUUAAGUUAUGAGGAUCUUAAACAUUAUAUAAAAUAAAAAGGAUUUGAGAUUUAUUUUGAAUAAAUGAAAGAAUCUACUUAUAAUCAUUCGAAACUAGAUUAAAAAUACUUAAUGUAUAAUUGUAUAUUUUUUAUGGCUAUAAAGAAGUGA